GGGGCGGGGCAGGAGGCGGUGAUUGGCAGGUCCGCAUACCCCGCCCCUUCCGCUUCUGUGGUCUGAACUUCCUGCGGCUGAACCGCCCGGCUGAGCCGACAUUGCCGGCGUCUUUGCGAUUCGACCCGACGCGCUCCGUUUUCUCGACAGCAUGGUGGCCUACUGGCGACAGGCUGGACUAAGCUACAUCCGAUAUUCCCAGAUCUGUGCAAAAGCAGUGAGAGAUGCACUGAAGACAGAAUUCAAAGCAAAUGCCGAGAAGACUGCUGGCAGCAAUGUAAAAAUUGUGAAAGUAAAGAAGGAAUAAUCUACCCUGACUAAAACUUGAUGUGCCGUAUUUCCAAGGUGAAGAUGUGUGGCCACAUGUUAACGGCAGAUUGAAAAGGAUCUUAUUUCAUGGAAAAAAAAAAAAAACCGUGUCUUGUUCAUAAAUUGACAAUGUCAAUAAAUUGAAGUAUGGUUCACUGUUACUCUUGA
Sapajus apella (tufted capuchin) is the source of this 477-nucleotide messenger RNA. RefSeq names its product ATP synthase F1 subunit epsilon (gene ATP5F1E). Bases 152 to 307 code for a protein of 51 amino acids. Gene Ontology annotation, biological process: proton motive force-driven mitochondrial ATP synthesis. Lineage: Eukaryota; Metazoa; Chordata; Mammalia; Primates; Cebidae. The record is from RefSeq and is a predicted model, not a curated record. The transcript has 3 exons. Gene Ontology annotation, molecular function: proton-transporting ATP synthase activity, rotational mechanism. Gene Ontology annotation, cellular component: mitochondrial inner membrane.